GCGGCUCCUCCCCCGCUCCCUCCCUCCCCCGGCAGCGCGGCUGCUGCUACACCGGGUAGGUUUCUAGUCACUAUGGCGGCGGCGGUGGCGGCGGUUCCUGCUGCUGGGAAGGUCGAGGCAAAGUUUUCGCGGUUGGCGGACGCCUGAGAGGGAGACGCCGCUCGGGGAGGCGCCCGGCCGCCAGGCCUCUCUCUCCUUUGGCGGGAACGGGACGAAGCCUCGCAUCGGCGAGCGAGAAGCGCCGCGCCUCAGGAGGGAGAGAGGGCUCCUGUCUCCCAGCCACCUGCAGCGGGACCGAGCGGAGGGCGCCGGGGCUUCCCUCGGCCUUGCUCGGGAGGUUGUCCCCCUUCCCGUCCCCUGCGGAGAGCAUUCGGCCAGCCUGGGCGCCGAUAGCCCCGCUGGACAGCCUUCCCUUCUCCCGGCCUCCCCCUUCCUCCUCCUCCUCCUCCUCCGCCGCCGCUUUCAUUGAUAAGUCAUCGGCGUUGCUUGUUCGAGACCAGCGCUGGGGCAGCCGCCACACUUUCUGCUUUUCUCCGCCGUCCCCAUCUGGCCGGCCGGCCGAGCCACCGACCGACCGACCCGCUGUCAGUUUCUCCUCCACUUGAGAAGAACAAUUCCCCCCCCCCCACGGCUCCCGGCAGUGUGGGAUGAUUAGGAUCCACUGAGCUUUUAUGGAGAACAAAACUGGCAUUUCCUUCACGAUCCAGCUGGUGAUUUAAUUGCCUCUUUGCUAAUUCUGGUCUGGGCCUGGUGGAGGAGGAGAGCCUGCUUCUUAGUUGGGUGCCCUCGCGUUCCUGCCUUUGCUUUAAUAGGUGAAGAAGAUGAAAGGUGGAUUCACUCCUGGAUGUGUUAAACUGUUUUUGCUGCCAAGGCUUCCUGGUUGUUCUGCAGUCCUGUAAAUCUCAGCUGUUUCCCAGUCCCUCAGUCUUAACACUUUUUUUCUUGUGGAGGAAACUCUUGGGCAGUGUUUAUUGAAGAGAAUAGAGUGGUUACAUCCCAAACAAGUAUUUGUGUGUGAGUCACUCACUUGGAGUUACAGCCAUCCCCACCUUAAUCUAACAAGUUCUGUUUUCUUCUGACUUGUCAGAUGCUUGUUCACAUUACUGAGAAAAAUGGAUUAAUGUGGAACAUAACCAGUCUGCUGCAGGCCUUAUUAAAGGAAACAAUGGGGCUUUUUUACUGGAUUAUUGCCAGCAUUAGUUCACACACUGAAGGUAUAAGUUGUUAGAUCUUGCUUGCAGGUGAUGUUUGUCCUGCUUUAAUGUGAAGUGCAGUGGGAAUUUUGCUUAUCAACUGUGGAGGGUGGCUUGGAUCAAGAAGAGUUUCUCUUCUUCCCAGCUUGGUGUGGCACCACAUAUCUGUCCUCAAUGCCUUCAGCUUUGGCUAUCUUCACUUGCCGCCCAAACUCUCACCCAUUUCAAGAACGUCAUGUCUACCUGGAUGAGCCUGUCAAAAUUGGGCGCUCAGUGGCUCGAUGUCGACCAGCUCAAAAUAAUGCUACCUUUGACUGCAAGGUCUUGUCUAGGAACCAUGCACUUGUGUGGUUUGAUCAGAAGACAGGAAAGUUCUAUCUUCAAGACACUAAGAGUAGCAAUGGUACCUUUAUAAAUAGUCAAAGGUUGAGCAGAGGAUCUGAGGAGAGCCCACCAUGUGAAAUUCUGUCUGGUGAUAUCAUCCAAUUUGGCGUAGAUGUGACGGAGAACACGCGGAAAGUCACCCAUGGAUGCAUUGUCUCCACGAUAAAGCUGUUUCUCCCAGAUGGUAUGGAAGCUAGACUACGGUCGGAUGUCAUCCAUGCUCCAUUACCAAGUCCUGUUGAUAAGGUUGCUGCUAACACUCCCAGUAUGUAUUCUCAGGAACUGUUUCAGCUUUCUCAAUAUCUACAGGAGGCCUUACACAGGGAACAAAUGUUGGAACAGAAGCUGGCCACCUUGCAGCGAUUGCUUGCUGUCACACAAGAGGCAUCGGAUACUAGUUGGCAGGCUUUGAUAGAUGAAGAUAGACUACUGUCAAGGUUAGAGGUUAUGGGAAACCAGUUACAAGCAUGUUCAAAAAAUCAGACAGAAGACAGUUUACGGAAGGAACUUAUAGCAUUGCAGGAAGACAAACAUAAUUAUGAGACAACUGCCAAAGAGUCCCUGAGGCGGGUCCUUCAGGAAAAAAUUGAAGUAGUCAGAAAACUCUCUGAAGUGGAGAGAAGUUUAAGCAACACCGAGGAUGAAUGUACUCACUUGAAAGAAAUGAAUGAACGGACUCAGGAAGAAUUGCAGGAAUUGGCUAACAAAUACAAUGGAGCUGUAAAUGAAAUUAAAGAUCUCACUGACAAACUAAAGGUAGCUGAAGGGAAACAAGAAGAAAUCCAGCAAAAGGGACAGGCUGAAAAAAAGGAAUUGCAGCAUAAAAUAGAAGAGAUGGAAGAAAGAGAGCAAGAACUUCAAGCAAAAAUAGAGGCUUUGCAAGCGGAUAAUGAUUUCACCAAUGAACGGCUAACUGCUUUACAAGUCCGGUUAGAACAUCUUCAAGAGAAAGCUCUUAAAGAACACAACAGCUUAGGCAUACAAGUUGAUGACUUCAUUCCUAAAAUUAAUGGGAGUGCAGACAAAGAGCUCUUUCUUUCAAAGAGUGGAGGGGACUGCACAUUUAUUCAUCAAUUCAUAGAGUGCCAGAACAAGCUCAUAGAUGAAGGACAUCUUUCCAGACUGGACGAAACAAAGAUUCUGAAAGAAAAUCAGGCAAAAGGUAAAGAAGCUGAACUAUCAGACACUUUGAGCCCAAGCAAAGAGAAAAGCAGUGACGACACUACAGAUGCUCAGAUGGAUGACCAUGAACUGAAUGAACCUAUUGCUAAAGUAGCCCUCUUAAAAGAUGAAUUGCAGGGUGCACAAUCAGAGACUAAACAAGAAAUUCAACAGCUGCACAAGGAACUGGUUGAAGCCCAAGAGCUAGCUAGAACAAGUAAACAAAAAUGCUUUGAACUGCAAGCUCUGUUGGAAGAAGAAAGAAAAUCCUAUCGACUGCAAGCUGAGGAGUCCACUAAACAAAUCCAAGUUCUUCAAGCUCAGCUGCGUCGGCUACAGGAAGAUAUUGAACAUGUUCGUGAGGAAAAAGAGAACGAGAUUACCAGUACUCGGAAUGAAUUGCUUAGUGCUCAGAGUGAGAUCAUAUUACUGCAACAAGUGGCAGAAAAAGCUGCAUCUGAAAGGGAAACAGAUGUCACAGCUUUGCAAGAAGAGCUUAAGAAAGUGAGGGCUGAGCUUGAUCGGUGGCGCAAAGAGGCUUCAGAAUAUGAAAAAGAGAUUGUUAAUCUGCAAGCCAGUUUUCAGUUACGAUGUCAGCAGUGUGAGGAGCAGCAGAAGGAGGAAGCCAUCCGUUUACAAGGUGAACUUGAAAAAUUGAGAAAUGAGUGGAGUGCUCUUGAAGCCGAAUGUUUUUCAUUAAAGAAGGAGAACUCUUCACUUGCAUGUGAGCUUCAGCGACAGGAGAAGGAGCUACAUAACUCUCAGCAACAGAGUUUAGCUCUUACCAGUGACUUGAGUAUUCUUGAAUUGACCCGAAAAGAACUUGAAAAUAAAAUGGGUUCACUGAAAGAAGAACAUCAGCAAGAUGCAGCUACUCUAAAAACCCUUCUUAGUGAAGCAGAAAAUCAAGCCAAGGAUGCUCAAAAUGAGUAUGAAAAGACACAGACCAUACUCUCAGAGCUGAAACUGAAGUUUGAAAUCACUGAGCAGGAAAAGCAAUCAAUUACAGAUGAACUCAAGCAGUGUAAAGACAACCUGAAGCUACUACAAGAAAAAGGAAGCCAUAGACAAUGGCAUUGGAUGCCUGUGAUCGCAGCUUUGGUAGCUGUGACAGCCAUGGUGCUGUACCCAGGGCUAACCAGAGCUUCUCCGUGAGAAUCACUGUUGCAUCCACACACCGUCCUCCUUUUAGAAGCUGGCAUCAUUCAUCUACUGGGGGAAAAGAAAUUCAUCCUGUUCCUUUUUUACCUCUUAGUACCACAGAGUUUGGCUUCAGAACAGCAGUAGGGUCAUUGCUUUAAAAUGUACAAAAUGUAUCUGUCUAUAAAGAGGGAAUAAAACUAUUAUUUCAUUCUAUUGUGAGCAAUAUAGUUGCUUACAAUUUCAUGUAAUUCUUAAGAUAGUAUGUUGAAGUUCUAAAUACUGUUAUGGUGGCCUAAAGUAGGCUUCUUGGUACCAAAUUAUUUAUGAUGGUUAGGUGUGUGGAUAUUUUACUUAAAAAGCAGAUUAAAAGCAAUGCAUUUUCCCCCUUGAUCUGGACGCCCAUGCCAAAUAUCCUUUAAAUACUUGGAAGCAGGUGCAGUGUGCUCAGUGCCUUUCAGUUGGACUUUAUUUGUACAUUAACAUACCAUUUUUUUUAACUUGCUGUGAGUCACUGAGCUAUCGGGAACAAUUUUCCCCAAGUCUUCUGAUGGAAACAAAUAUUUUUUCUUCAGCAAAGGUUCUAUUUUGUUGAUGACUUGGGAAUUAGUAUAAUUCAUCGUCAGCCUUAAAGAGCUCUAGAAGAAACUGAAUGGAAAGCAUCAGUCUAGACUGUUUUCGUGUGCAUGUGUGUGCCUGAGUGAACUAAGGUUUUUCUGGGAGCAAAAUCUUGAUUUGCUGAUGGACAUAGUGCAGUGAUCCAACUUUUAGUUUGAAUGUAAUUUAUUAAAUCGUAUGUAUAUAGUCACUAUGAAACCCAACAUAUUUUCUCACAUAUCACGUUAUAGAAAUGAUUUUUCCAGUCACUUAUUAUCAAAGCCGAACUGGGGAAGUAAUAUUUGUCUCUUUAACUGUGCUUUCAUUCACAUAACUUCAUUACAUGAAGUGCUUGAGUGCUUCUGUUCUUAGGGAAAGGAACACUUAAAAAUGGACAAGGCUUCAGGAAGUUUAAAAUGAUCUAAUUGGUCCUCUAUGCAACAUUUAAGCGUAAAGAAUGUGCUGUCAAUGAUUAGGAGCUUUACAUCACAAUCUAUAUGGCCUUAAUAUGAAUGUCACCAGAUAAGUGUUGAUUUAUGAAUAGGGGUAUGUGUAAUUAAAACCUGAAUAAAGUGCUGGCUUGCACUGCACAACAGCUCUAUUCAUUAAGGUCUACAAUUUUAUUAAAAGAAUUGCGGAUUCAAAUAAUUCAGCUGAUGAAAAAUUCAUAGGAAGACUAUCUCAGCAGUUGGUUUAAAGGAUUUAAUGGCAAUCAAUGGAUCUACUUAAAUAUUUAAAUAGACUUUUUAGUUAAUAAUUUGCCUUUGUGGUUUUGAGGGUCAUUUUACUUUAAAAGUUCUGUCUUAAACUAUUGGGGAUAUGUUAAUGGGAGGAUCAUUUAGAUUUAAGGGAAUGUUAGUACACAGGUGUAGAAAUGUCAUUUUUGUUCAUUUCAUCUUUUCAGUUGUGGGAAGCUGUAACAUACACACACACAAACACACACACAACACAUAUACACACCAGUGGUACUCAGUACCUCUUGUAUAUAGGUUAUUGCAAAUAUUAUUCUGAAAAUGCUUAACUUCAGAAUUACAUUUUUAAAAGUAAAUAAUUGUUUUAAAUCUAUUUUGUAAAGAUAUAAAAAACAAUAGAAUUUCUGGAGUAUAGAUUGAACUAUUUGCACUAACACACGUGAUGUGCAUGAUUUAAUAAAAUAACUUUACUCUCCCUA
Pogona vitticeps (central bearded dragon) is the source of this 5646-nucleotide messenger RNA. The record is from RefSeq and is a predicted model, not a curated record. NCBI's taxonomy places the organism in Eukaryota, Metazoa, Chordata, Lepidosauria, Squamata, Agamidae.